Messenger RNA from Microtus oregoni (creeping vole), 4569 nucleotides. RefSeq lists its product as uncharacterized. Lineage: Eukaryota; Metazoa; Chordata; Mammalia; Rodentia; Cricetidae. Gene Ontology annotation, molecular function: zinc ion binding; aspartic-type endopeptidase activity; nucleic acid binding. The record is from RefSeq and is a predicted model, not a curated record. Gene Ontology annotation, biological process: proteolysis; virion assembly; DNA integration.
AUGGGACAAACCCUAACCACCCCAUUGAGCCUUACUUUAGACCACUGGCCUGACGUCCGCGCCCGAGCCGACAACCUGUCAGUCGAUGUUCGAAAGAAGAAAUGGGUGAUCUUUUGUUCGUCCAAGUGGCCUACUGUUGGGGCAGAAUGGCCAAGAGACGGCACUUUCAAUCUCAAUAUUAUUUCCCAGGUUAAGGCAAAAGUGUUCAGCCCAGGACCACAUGGACACCCGGAUCAACGUGCCUACAUUGUUACCUGGGAAAGUUUGGCACGUGACCCGCCCCUAUGGGUCCAGCCCUUUGUCAUCUCUAAUAACAUCUCUAACAAACCCCAACCUCCUCUUACCCCUACAGCCCCUAAGGCUCCCCCUCCCCAGGACAGCCAACCGCUUGUGCCUCUUCCUCCUGCACCUUCCCCUGCCCCACCCUCUUCUUCCCUAUACCCCACCAUUCUUAAGGAGAAGGUUCCUAAAGAAAAACCUCCGAAACCUACCCCUGCACCCCCUCCCGUCCUUCCUCCGAACCCUGACUCUCCCCUCACUGACCUUCUAUCAGAAGAACCCCCUCCUUAUGCAGAUCCAGAGGAUCCAGAGAGUCCGGAUGGGCCAGAGACUGCAGCGGCGGGUGGACAGCCUGCACAAGUCUCCCCAGCCCCUUCACCCAUGGCGGGAAGACUCCGGGGAAGCCGCGAACCACCCUCUGAUUCCACUACUCAUGCCCUACCCUUGAGAGAGGGCCCAAACGGCCGACAGCAAUACUGGCCAUUCUCUGCCUCAGAUCUAUACUAUUGGAAACACCAUAACCCCCCAUUCUCCAAAGAUCCAAUAACGCUGACUAACCUGAUUGAGUCUAUUUUAGUCACCCACCAGCCCACUUGGGAUGAUUGCCAGCAACUCUUGCAAACCCUGCUGACCUCGGAGGAAAAGCAAAGAGUCUUUUUGGAGGCUCGGAAAAACGUCCCAGGCGACAGCGGUAGCCCAAACCUUUUGCCUAACAAAAUUGAUGAGGCCUUCCCUCUGACGUGACCUGACUGGGAUUUCACCACAGCUGCAGGUAGGGGACACCUACGCCUCUAUCGCCAGUUGCUAAUCGUGGGUCUCCGAGGGGCAGCACGCCGCCCCACCAAUUUGGUCCAGGUUACAGUAAUACAGGGAAAUGAAGAGACACCCUCAGCCUUCUUAGAAAGGCUCAAGGACGCUUAUAGGAUGUAUACCCCCUAUGACCCUGAAGAUCCAGGGCAAGCUACAAGUGUAUCCAUGUCUUUCAUUUGGCAGUCUAGUCCGGAUAUUAGAAGCAAAUUGCAGAGGCUUGAGGGUCUCCAGGGAUAUACUAUACAAGACUUACUAAAAGAGGCAGAGAAGAUUUUCAAUAAGAGAGAGACUCCAGAAGAAAAAGAGGAAAGAUUAUGGCAGAGAAUGAAAGAGCGGGAGGAUGAAAGAGACAAGAGGAGAAACAAGGAAUUAACUAGGGUGUUGGCCACCGUGGUUCAGGGACAGAAUAGAGAGGGAGAUAGGAAGGGAGAACGACGUAGGGCCAAGGUGGACAGAGACCAAUGCGCCUAUUGUAAAGAACGAGGACACUGGAUUAAGGAUUGCCCCAGGAGGAACAAAGGACCUAGGAAGCCCAGGCCCCAAACCUCCCUCCUCACCUUAGAGGAUUAGGGAACUCAGGGCCAGGAGCCCCCUGAGCCCAGGAUAACUCUUGAUGUCGGGGGGCAACCAGUCACCUUCCUAGUAGACACCGGGGCCCAGCAUUCAGUCCUGACCCAGAUUUCAGGGCCACUCAGCGAACGAUCUGCUUGGGUCCAAGGAACCACUGGUGGCAAGAGAUAUCGAUGGACAACUAAUCGGAAGGUUCAGCUGGCUACUGGUAAGGUGACACAUUCCUUUCUGCAUGUUCUGGACUGUCCCUAUCCCUUGUUGGGUAGGGACCUCCUCAUCAAGCUAAGGGCCCAAAUUCAUUUCGAGGACACAGGGGCUAAGAUAACGGGCCCAGAUGGAGGUCCCCUCCAAAUUUUGACCCUCCAGCUGGAGGAUGAAUAUAGACUUUGCGAGCCCCCGGAGCAACAGACAAUUGACAUGGCCCCUUGGCUCAAUGACUUUCCAUUGGCAUGGGCAGAGACCGGGGGAAUGGGGAUGGCUAUACAACAACCUCCACUCAUCAUUCAAUUGAAGACAACAGCUACUCCUGUUUCAAUCAAGCAGUACCCCAUGUCCCAUGAAGCAUAUCAAGGCAUAAGGCCCCACAUAAAAAGACUGCUGGAUCAGGGCAUUCUCACUCCCUGCUGGUCACCAUGGAAUACCCCCCUUUUACCAGUAAAGAAACCGGGGACUGGGGACUACCGGCCAGUGCAGGAUUUGAGGGAGGUCAACAAAAGGGUGGAGGACAUACACCCCACGGUCCCCAACCCCUACAACCUAUUGAGCACUCUGCCGCCAUCCCACGUUUGGUAUACCGUAUUAGACUUAAAGGAUGCCUUCUUCUGCUUGCGGCUGCAUCCGGAGAGCCAGUCCCUUUUUGCCUUUGAAUGGAAGGACCCAGAUCUUGGACUUUCGGGUCAAUUGACCUGGACACGGCUCCCCCAGGGGUUCAAGAACAGCCCAACCCUCUUUGAUGAGGCCUUACACCGGGACCUGGCAGACUUUCGGGUUCAGUACCCUGCCCUGACAUUGCUCCAAUACAUAGAUGACCUCCUUCUGGCGGCUGCUUCGGAGAAAGAAUGUCAGGAGGGUACAAAGGCCCUCCUACAGACAUUGGGACAAGCAGGAUAUCGGGCAUCAGCCAGGAAGGCUCAGAUAUGCCAGAAGCAAGUCAUUUACCUAGGUUAUCAAUUAAAAGAUGGACAGAGAUGGCUGACCGAAGUGCGCAAACAGACUAUCACUAACAUUCCUGCCCCCUGGAACCCCCGCCAGCUAAGAGAGUUCCUGGGAACAGCGGGAUACUGCCGCCUCUGGAUCCCAGGGUAUGCAGAGAUGGCUGCAUCCUUGUAUCCAUUAACUAAACAAGGAACAAUGUUUGAUUGGGGAGAGGACCAACAGAGGGCUUUCAAAAACAUUAAGAAAGCCUUGUUAGCCUCCCCUGAUCUAGGCCUCCCUGACAUUACCAAGUCUUUCGAUUUGUUCGUGGAUGAAAAACAGGGUUACGCUAAAGGGGUCCUAACUCAAAAACUGGGCCCUUGGAGGCAUCCUGUAGCUUACCUCUCAAAGAAACUGGCUUCAGGGUGGCCGCCCUGUCUGCGAAUGGUAGCAGCUAUUGCAGUCCUCACCAAGGAUGCGGGUAAACUGACUCUGGGCCAGCCAUUGACUAUCCUGGCGCCCCAUGCGGUGGAGGCCCUGGUCAAACAGCCUCCAGACCGCUGGCUCUCUAAUGCCCGCAUGACUCAUUACCAAGCCAUGCUCCUGGAUACAGACUGGGUGCACUUCGGACCUGUGGUCGCUCUUAAUCCCGCGACCUUGCUCCCCCUGCCGGAGGAAGCCGAACACCAUGACUGCCUCCAGAUCCUUGUGGAAAUACACGGGACCAGGCCGGACCUGACGGAUCAACCCCUCCGAGAUGCUGACUAUACUUGGUAUACGGAUGGCAGCAGUUCGGCAAAUGGGGAACAAAGAGCGGGGGCGGCAGUGACAAUGGAGACUGAGGUAAUAUGGGCAGAAGCCCUUCCCGCAGGCACCUCCGCCCAGAGGGCUGAACUCAUCGUUCUGACCCAGGCACUCCAGAUGGCAGAAGGCAAGAGGCUAAAUGUUUAUACGAAUAGCCGAUAUGCCUUCGCCACGGCUCACAUACAUGGGGAAAUUUAUCGAAGACGUGGGCUGCUGACCUCAGAAGGAAAGGAAAUUAAGAACAAACUUGAGAUACUGGCACUCCUAAAGGCCUUAUUUUUGCCCCAAAAAUUAAGUAUUAUGCACUGCCCUGGGCAUCAAAGAGGCCAUAGCCCUGAGGCAAAGGGAAAUAGACUGGCAGAUGACACUGCUCGAGAGAUUGCUAUGAAAUCAACCAAGACCUCCCAAGCUUUCCCCUUGAUGAACCCGGAAGAGGCCCCAGCCUCCAGUUCGCUACCCUAUAGUAAAGAGGACAUUGAUCUCCUAAAGAAAAUGGGGGCCACAUAUGACCCCAGAAAGCAACAUUGGGUUUUUAAGGAAAAGAUUGUUAUGCCAACAAAACAUACUUAUAAAAUAAUAGACUACUUACAUAAAUUGACCCAUUUGGGGCCAAAGAAGAUGAAGACCUUGUUGGACAGACAGGAGUCAGGCCAAUACCUCCUGAACAGGGAUGGAACCCUGCAAAAAGUGACUGAUGAAUGCCAAGCCUGCGCUCAGGUAAACGCAGGCAGAACCAAGCUUGGUUCAGGAGUUCGGGUACAGGGACAUCGUCCCAGAGAACAUUGGGAGAUCAACUUUAUGGAGGUCAAGCCAGGUCUAUAUGGCUACAGAUACCUCUUGGUGUUCAUAGACACUUUUUCAGGAUGGGUGGAAGCCUUUCCCACCAAACACAAAACUGCAAAGGUGGUGACCAAAACUCUUGGAAGAAAUCUUUCCCAGGUACGGAAUGCCUCAAGUCUUAGGCACCGAUAA